CCGCCGAGCGGUGAUGACGUGUGGCGAAUCAGGCGGGGCGUGUGUUGAUGUCUGAGAGGACAGUGGCUCGCGCUGCAUACUUCCUGUCUCCGAGCAGAGCCCAGGGCUGAGGGCACCGAAACCGGCACCGCCAGCGGCCGGGCAGAGCGGCGUUCUCCCCCUCGGGGCGGCGGGUGGCCCGGGCGCCGCGGGGAGGAUGAACUGGCUGUUCCCCCUGUCCAAGGGCGGCGGCUCCUCGUCCCCCGCGGCCCCGCUCCCCGCCCUCACCAGCCUCCAGCAGCAGAAGCAGCGGCAGAUCGAGUCCCUGCGCAGCGCCCAUUCCGCCAUUGCCGAAAUACAGAAAGAUGUGGAAUAUAGGUUGCCAUUCACCGUAAACAACCUGACCAUUAAUAUUAACGUCUUGCUUCCUCCUCAGUUUCCUCAGGAAAAACCGGUGAUCAGUGUUUUCCCACCAGUAAGACAUCACUUAAUGGACAAACAAGGAGUGUAUGUGGCAUGUCCAUUAAUAAGCAAUUUCACAAUGCACUCUGACCUUGGAAAAAUUAUUCAGAGUUUACUGGAUGAGUUUUGGAAGAAUCCUCCAGUUUUGGCUCCUAGCUCAACGUCAUUUCCAUAUCUUUACAGUAAACCAGCUGGAAUGCCUCAUUAUACUCCUCAGGGUUUUCCGUUUCUUCCUCCAUACCCACCACAAGAAACAAAUAGAUCUAUAGCCUCUGUGCCAGUUGCUGAAUCAGGUUACACUACAGACAAACCCGCUGCUCCAUCCUAUGGCUUGAUCACAGACCUGCCAUUACCUGUUCCAACAACAGAAGCACUAUUACAGGUGGGCCAGAAUGGCUUCAGUUACAAGAUGCCUGAUGUUCCUGAUGCUUUUCCAGAGCUCUCAGAAUUAAGUAUACCACAGCUGACAGAUAUGAAUGAGCAAGAGGAUAUUUUGCUGGAACAGUUUGUGAAUCUGCCCCAGCUGAAGCAAAUCAUAGUGGAUAAAGAUGACUUAGUGAAAAGCAUUGAAGAGUUAGCAAAAAAAAAUUUACUGUUGGAACCCAGUCUAGAGGCAAAAAGGCAAACAGUGCUUGAUAAAUAUGAACAUCUUACUCAGAUGAAAGCCACCUUUGAAAAGAAGAUGCAAAGACAGCAUGAGCUUAGUGAGAGUUGCAGUCCCAGUGCUUUGCAGGCCAGACUGAAAGUAGCUGCUCAUGAAGCCGAAGAGGAGUCUGACACUAUUGCAGAAGAUUUCUUGGAAGGAAAAAUGGAAAUAGAUGACUUUCUUAGUAGCUUCAUGGAAAAGAGAACAAUUUGCCACUGUAGAAGAGCCAAAGAGGAGAAACUUCAACAGGCAAUAACAAUGCACAGCCAAUUUCAUGCUCCAUUAUAGACUAUCCUGCAAACUAGACCUGCCAAGAGAAGAGUGAACAAACCCAACAAAGCACAUUUUCUAACACCUAUUUGCAAAUAAGCAUUUCAUCGUAAAUGGUUGUAUUUAUAGAACAGAUUGUAUACAGUGCUGGGACUGUUUUGUACAAAUUAGAAUGACUCUUUAUAUUCUCAUUUUAUUCAAGAAAUCCUUCUAUUGCAAUCUUUGCACUAAUAUUUCUUGUAUUUAUUGUUGAUAGUCCUUACCAUAUUUAAGUUCCUACUGCUAUCCUGCCAUUCUUUAGAGAUUAAAUAUCUAAACAUGUAACUUUGGCUAGCUUUGUACAUUUUAUAAAACAUAAUUCAUAUCUUUUGUAUUUUGAAUUUAAAACAUUUGCUUGGGUUAUUUUAUGAAGACUCUUGAGGAUAGUGAACUUUGUGGGGAGGAGAUUGGUAGUGCUUUUUAUAAUUGUCCGUGAAAUAUCAGACUUCCCUUCCUUGAUGCCAAAAAUGUUCAAUGCCAGUUUAUUUUUAUUUCAAAUAAUAUCAAACUAAACGUUGCCUGCAUCUUGUUGGAUAAGUAGAGUCAGUUUAAGGAACAGAUGUUUUGGAAAAAUAGUAUGUUUACAGACUGCUGAUAUAUCUAUUAUACUAAAAGUACAAAUGGACUCUUCAUUCUGAAGUGACAAGGCACCCAUCACUAACUAGCUACAGAGCUGUCAGCCAGACAUCACCUUUCAUUUUAAGCAAAACCAAAGGAAUUUGUUGUUGCACAACAUUAAAAAAAAAAAAAAAAAAAGUCAGGCCACCUCUUUACAUAGUUUUGGUGGUGUUUAGUGUCUUUCAUCUGAGAAACACAAAGCACUUUAUAAGCAUUAAUUUAAUUCUCAAGUCCCUUCUGAGGUAGUAAUUACCUGGAUUUACUAUACAAGGAAACUGAUUUUUCAGUGGCUGUGCAGAGAGUCAUGUUAAGGGCCAUGAAUAGAACUCUUAUCUGGUGAUUUCUAGAUCUUUGUCCUUUGAUCAUGAGACCUGUCUGUCAAGUGCUCUCCCUUUGAGGGGAGGGGAUAUAUAUUUAAAAUGCAUGAACAGGAAAAUUACAAAGGCCGCAUAAUGUUCUACUGGUGAAAAACUGAGCCCAAGGUACAAUAUUCUUUUUUUCUGGUCUAUCUUACCAAUUAAUUGAGUCAUGAAGUAAAAAUACAGAUUCUAGAGAAAUAGAUACAUUUGCUACAUCCUGAAUUUUGGGAUAGAUUACGUUACUGCAAUUCUCUGUUUUAUUUCUAUCAUAGUUGUAACUUUCUUCAGGAAUCUUGAUCUUGUUCUCUCUCUCCCGCACACCUCUUCUGACAAGGUGAAGAGAAGCAGGGUGGAAAAACAUUAGACUCUUUCUGAAAAGAGAGAAUUUUUUUCAUGAUCUUGAGUCUACAGCUACACUACUUAAUUCCGUCAAAUCUGACAAGCUAAACAGGGUCAGACCAGGUCAGUACUAAAGGUUUCAUACCAGUAGGUGUCACUCUAACCUCUAAGUCAGUCCUGAAUUGAAUGCUCCUAGCAUUGUGUUAAUAUAGCCACUGUGUUCCUGGAAAUGCUCUUUUUUUUGGGGGGGGGGCUUGAGGUAAAACUUAAAUCUGACUCUUCGUAGUCAUUAAAGAUCCAUUAGCACUUCUUACAAGUGUAGGAAUGUUAAACCAUAUAUGCUACCCAAAUUUCAAAUGGGGUAAUAUUCUUUUUACUUAAAUUACGUCGAUGGGUGCUUUUUAAAUUCGUAUAGUUGCCCGGCAGUUUUAUUUAGAAAAACUUAUUCUCUGUCCUCUGUACCGUGGUGUGCUGUUUUAAACAGCUGCUGAAUAUGGUGGUGGGCAAAGUAAUCUCUGGGCAUAGUUUCAGUUUGUAAACCAGAUAGAGCUCUUACAGGAUGAGAAGCGCUGGGCAAAUAAGAGACUAUAUGAUUAUUAUAUUCCUUGUACCACUUAAAGCAUUACCCUGAAAGAUGACUUACACAUUUUAAUCCUCAAAAAACAUUUGAACAUUAAAAAUGUACAGCUGGGAGAAGUUUUGCCUCAAAUAUUUUUUUUGCUGAAAGAUGCAGAUUUGGUCCACUAAAACAGUUGGUGAAUUUGAAUUGAUUUCAGUUGGGAAGGGGCACCCAUCAGAAGUGUUGAAACAGUUUACUUCAGCAUUUCUGAAAGUUAAAUGGUUCAACUUUUGUUUAAGAAAAAUAUUUUGGAAUUUUCCUCAAUUUUAUUUUUAAAAACCCUCAAUCUAAACUUAAAUGUUUUGGUUUGACACUACUUUUUUUUAUAUUAGUUUGCCAGUAAUUUCAAAACAUUUUUGUUUCAGGCUGACCUUUUUUUUUUUUUUCACCUGAACCAAAUAUUAAGUUCCUUUGUAGCCCUUACAGUAUGUUCUGCACACUGAUUAAUGAAAGUAUGUAGGUGUGGUUUUCAAAACAAUAAGUAGCUCACAAUUUCCCUCUUCCUUUCCCUUGUAGUGCAUGUACAUUAAGUAGAUUUACUGCAACUCCACUUUGAAAUAGCUGUCCCGUUGAGAGUGCUGGAGCAUGGAGGCUGCUUGUGGGCCUAUAGAAAGUCUGUUUUCUAUAAUAUUGCAUGUUCUAGGCCUAAUGAAACUUUAGGAAAUACGUACUAUUAGAGAAGAGAGACAGACUAAUGCCUGACAGCCUGCACUGUAUAGCCUCACACUUCGUGACAAAGUGCAUACAGAUGUGUUAUACCAAGUGAAAAAUGGUGAUAUUCAGUAAAUAUGCAGUUCAGUAAUUUUCAAAAUAGGAACAGAGGACCUAAUUUGUCAUCACUAUUCUUCUACUUUAGUUGAUUACUUCUGUACUGCAGUAACUGAUUUAAUUUCUGUUUGCAGUUUAAUGGUAACUAGCUUAUAUUAACUUCUAUCUCGGCAGUAAAAUCUUUUGUAUUUAAUGUAAAUCUCUAUCCUUCUCCUUUGGAUCAACUGACAGCCGAAAUGCAGAGCUGAAUUCUCUGUGUAGGGGUUGUAACAUUUCAUAUAUUGAAAAGAUUUCUUCCACCUGCAGUAUAAAGCAGCGAAGUCAAAUAUGUUCCUUUGGGAAUGUCUCAUAUACAACUAUACCUGGCUGACAAGAUCUCGCACUGGGAUUACACUCUCCUGAAAGGGCCCAUUUUAACAUCUGCCAUAUACUUCCCAAUCUGUUUCACAUUCUUUUAUUUUAAAGUCAGGUUGAUAACUAUCAAAUUUCAACUCUAUCCACCAGCACUAUGAGCAACAGACUUUACUAAAUAUAAGCAGAUUGUAAGUUACUAGCUGGGUCAGUUGCAUAACCAUAUUAUAAACAGGUUUGGAAUUAAUCACACAGCCCAUAGUUCUUAGUGCUGCAGUAAGCCAAGUCGCUAUGAUUCUUUCCCAGUGAAUUGUGGGAAGGCAGUGCAGGGCUAUAAGCGCUUGAGGGGUUUGGCCUGCAUAUUCCCUGCAAACUGGCAGGUUACUAACCAACGUGUAAAUAGCACAAAGGCUUUAGCCUGUACCCUAGGACAAGCCAGCUUGCUCUGAUGUAAAUCAAUAUUAUGCUUGGCUGAGGGUUUUGUGCACAGGAGCCAGGUUAAGGGCAUCAGCCAAAUUAGAGCCCAUGUUACUUCUUGAGUGAAGACAAAGCCUCUAAUCGCUGCUGGCACCACAUUCUUCCUCGUCAUGUAGGCCUGUAAUUGGGUUUUUUUUUUCAACUCCCUGUGCUUUGUACCACACAGUCUCUAAAUCCUGCCUUCUCAUUAUGAAACUGACGUGUGUGCAUGUCUCUUGACACAUUGCCCAUCUGUACUAGUGCACCUUCAUCUCCAGCCUCACAAACCAGCAUUGCUUUCUACCUUCUCGCCCCAUCCACUGAAAAUAUGGCUUCUAGCAUUCUUUUUCUUGCUGAUGGCUCUGACCACAUAAUUCCUCUCCUUGAUUAUUUUAAAAACCUUCAUUGCCUGCCUCUGGUUUUGAGCCAUCUCGUUCAAAUUUCUUCGCCUCACCUUUAAAGCCUUUCCCAACUGUCUUGUUUUUUACUAUAUUGUGUGCUCCACAACUAAUGCCCAAUCAUUCCUCUUUUUAUUUGCUUCUCCCAUGCCAUCUCCAUGCUUUCAUCCAUGCGUCCUCUGUGUGUAGAAAUGAAUUAAUUUGUGAAAUUACCACCCCACCCCUUCAAAUUCCCACUCCAUAUCCUGCUUGGAAAAAAGUUAGACAACCAAUGAUACCAGCUUUUAGGGAUUUUUUUUAUUAUUAUUAAAUUAAAGAUGGGUGAAAUCAUGGCUCCAAUAAACUCAAUGGGAACGAGGUUAUUGAUUUUAACAGGAUUUCACUGUUGGAACCAUCUGCCACAAUAAACAGUUAACCUAUAUUACAUGGUUAUUUUAAUUUAUUUCUUCCUCCCAUCAUACUCAUUGUGUUGUGUCUCAAAUUACAGAGUAGUCAUGCAACAGUUAUAGGGGGACUAAAACAGGAUUUCAUAAUAGUGGCCACGUCUGUCUUCCGCAAAAAUGGAGAUAAUGACUAUCUGAUGUAGGAGAACAUGGGGGGGGGGGAGGAAUCUCUCAUUCCAAUUGAUAUGCCUCUUGAAUUUCCUAAGCCUUAUGUUACAAAGCUGUGUGAGCAAGCCUCUCUUUAAUGCACUAAUGUGACUCAACAACAUGCAACAGUUGCAGUUUAUUUUUUUAAAGUAUUUUUCAUCAGGCUGGUAUAAUGCUACAACACACACAUUUACAAUGAAAAUGACUAAACCAAAGUUCCAGGCACUGUAAGGUAUACAAAUGGGAACUGCUCUAUAAAGAUGGGUGUCUAAAACAGUCAUAUUUUACUUAUAAAGAUCAUUACAAUAAUUUCACAAGCAACAUGAAGCUAGUGCUUCCAUUUUGCAUAUAUAACAUACUUAAGUUUUGCAUCUAUUUCUAGAUAUGUCUAACCACCCAGAGUAACACCAUAAUCUGCAAUGUUACAUUUUAAUGUGCAACGAUAUUGCCAGAAUCUCUGAAAACUACUAUUCUUUUGUAUUUUAAAUGUAUUUGCAUCACUUGUUCUCGUUGUGUAGGUAUUUGCAUCGUUGUUCUUGUUGUGUGUAUAUUUCUUCAAGAAAACUCAUUCAAGAUCUCCUUUAACAUCAUAGGCUGUAAAGUUUAUGUUCAAAAUGUGAAAUACACUUUUUCAAAGUACAAUUAAAAUCAGGACUUUCAUUUAUUAAAAAUGCAUAAACAUUUUAAAAUAUAUAUAGGGCCAGAGUCUCAGCACAGUAUAAAUUGACAUAGCUCCAUUUACUUCAAUUGAGCUACAAGGAUUUAUUCAAGUUGAGGAUCUGGUCAUUCAGUUUAAUGCUAAAAUAAGAGCAAGUUAUGCUUUUGUCCAAUUAUGGCAGCUCUCCUAUGAGGCUGGGGGCUAGCCGGUCUUUUUACACACAAAGCUGCUUAUCCGAAUGAAAACUUUCCUACAAAAGUGGACCAGAUUACUAGAAAUAUAUUAAAAAUCAACAAAUUUAGGAAUAGCUAUGGCAUCUGACUAGGCAAACUCUGCCUGUAAAACCUGUUCUUGAAAGAUUAACAAGAAAUAUAACUAAAGCAAACUUGCACCUUUUACCAUUUUAUGUUCAACUAUAGCUCAAGCCCAAAGGGACUUCAAGAAGAUUUUUAAAUUAUUCAAUUGUAAAUGCUGGCACAUAAAAUAAAAGACAAAGUAAAGUAAUUUAGUAUAAACAAGAGAAUCAAAAAUGUUAGUAUUUUACUGGUUUCAAACAGAGUUUUAAUUUUUUAAAAUUGCAUAUUUCCAGACCUUUGUUACUAAUAAGAUGUUAAGUUAUUAAAAUGGAUAGAUGUUUUAAAAAAUCAUUUUAAACAGCAUACUUUGUUGCUUUUUUCCAUUUCAUUCAAUGAAAAUAAAUUACUUAUUUCUAGUCCGUUUCACAUAAGGGGUUUAUGUCCUAGUAAUAUUCAACCAUGUUUGGGUUGGCAAAUACAGCAAGAGAAAGUUUACAUUCAGAUGAAAAUGUCUUCAUUGAAUUUAUUUUAAAACAAGACAUUUCUAUCAGUAUUAGGAUUUGAGAAAAUAUUUUUUGCAAUAUCUAAUUUCUGGGCCUAGUCUACUGAAAGUAUCCCUUUAACUUCAGUUUUGGGGAAAUAUUUUAAAAAGUAAUUUAGGCCCUUAGGUGCUUUUGGAAAUUUUACCCUAAGUCUCAUUGAAAGUCAAUGGGACAUAGGCACUUUUGAAAAUUUUACCUGUGGUCUUUAAAAAUUGCCCUUUUUUGGUCUGUUUUGGAAUGAUUAUAGAAAUAAUACUAUGUAAAGGCUAGAAAAACAACAAAGCUAUUUGUUACUUAGAUUGUAAGACCCUUGGGGGGAGACUGUCCUUGUUCUAUGUUUAUAUAAUGCCUAGAACAGUUGCGUCCUGCUCCAUGACUUGGGCUCCUAGGAGCUAUGGUAAUACAAAUCAUAAAUAAAGUAAACUCUGAUGCCUAUCA
Messenger RNA from Caretta caretta (loggerhead turtle), 7828 nucleotides. It is a transcript of the gene VPS37A, whose product is annotated as VPS37A subunit of ESCRT-I. The record is from RefSeq and is a predicted model, not a curated record. Gene Ontology annotation, cellular component: ESCRT I complex. Gene Ontology annotation, biological process: protein targeting to vacuole; ubiquitin-dependent protein catabolic process via the multivesicular body sorting pathway; protein targeting to membrane. Lineage: Eukaryota; Metazoa; Chordata; Testudines; Cheloniidae.